This is a messenger RNA of Camellia sinensis, 2253 nucleotides long. The record is from RefSeq and is a predicted model, not a curated record. NCBI's taxonomy places the organism in Eukaryota, Viridiplantae, Streptophyta, Magnoliopsida, Ericales, Theaceae.
UUUCCUCAAUCCCCCAUUUUCGCGCUUUUUGGGUUUCUUCGUCUUCCUCAACACGCAAAACAGGACCAUAGAGAAUGGCGGAGAGCGACAGCUAUGAAGUCACUUCUCGGCCAUGGCAGUCUUAUCACACUGUUUACACCAACGCCAAAGCAGGAAUGGAGGGGGUAGACAAGGAAAAAGUGCAAAGGAUUGUCUAUGAAAUGAGCAAAGGGUCAAAGUAUUUUGAGAACGAAGAGCGCAAGGAGGCAUUCAUAAAACAGAAAAUUGAAAACAUGCAGGCUCAGUGUGCAAAGCUCACAGCUGCUGAAAUAUCUCAUUAUCAGAAGGUUGCCGAUAAAAGAAUUUUAGAGCUAGAAGCUACUCGUGAUCUGACUAGGAUUUGGCUACACGUAGAUAUGGAUGCUUUUUAUGCAGCUGUUGAAACAUUAAGCAACCCUUCAUUAAAGGGCAAACCAAUGGCUGUUGGCGGCAUGUCUAUGAUAUCCACUGCUAAUUAUGAGGCGCGGAAGUUCGGGGUUCGUGCUGCAAUGCCUGGUUUCAUUGCACGUAAAUUAUGUCCACAGUUGAUUUUUGUCCCCACCGACUUCAAGAAGUAUACUUAUUACAGUGAUUUAACUAGAAAAGUUUUCCAGAAGUAUGAUGCCAACUUCAUGGCUGCUAGUUUGGAUGAGGGUUACCUUGAUAUUACAAAUGUCUGCAAAGAAAGGGGCAUGACAAGUGGAGAAGUUGCCGAAGAACUUAGAAAAGGUGUUUAUGAAGAGACUGGUCUCACAUGUAGUGCUGGAGUGGCACCAAACCGCUUACUUGCUAAGGUUUGCUCAGAUAUUAAUAAACCAAAUGGCCAGUUUAUUUUACCAAAUGACAGGAUGGCUGUCAUGACAUUUAUAUCCUUGCUUCCCAUACGGAAGAUUGGGGGCAUUGGUAAGGUCACUGAACAUCUUUUAAGGGAUGUUUUUGGAAUUACAACAUGUGAGGAGAUGCUGCAAAAGAGUGGUUUCCUUGGUGCACUAUUUUCUCCUUCAUCAGCAGAUUUUUUCCUCUGUGUGGGUCUGGGACUUGGAAGCACCAAUACACCUCAAGUUAGGUUGCGGAAAAGCAUGAGUAAUGAGAGAACAUUUUCGGCCACAGGCGAUGAGGCUUUUCUUUAUCAUAAAUUGGCGGAUCUUGCAGAGAUGCUCUCUGCUGACAUGAAAAAAGAAGCUCUUUGUGGGCGAACAUUGACGCUAAAAAUGAAAACUGCAUCUUUUGAGAUUCGAACUCGAGCUGUGACUUUGCAAAAAUAUAUUUGUUCAAGUGAGGAUAUCUUGAAGCAUGCUUCAAAGCUGCUGAAGGCUGAACUUCCUAUAUCCUUGAGACUAAUUGGACUGCGAAUGUCUCAGUUCAACGAAGACAAAGAUGGCACUCCAUCUGAUCCUACACAAAAAACUCUCUCCAACUUCAUUGUAUCUGGAGUUGCUACCGGAAGAAACAUGGAUGACCACAUAUCCUUCGGCUCAGAUCUUAGUGACGACCACUUCAUAACCGAACCGAAAACUGAUCUUCCUAUUGACAAUCAUGAGAUAUGUUAUAACGAUUUUAGAGAUCCGUUGGACAGCAAUGAAGUAUCAGAUCCUAAUAACAGUAACUGCCUUUUAAUCUACAACAAUGAUGAAAUGGAGCAAAACGAUGGAUCACUGAACAGCAAAUCUAAAGCCAAGGUUAAUACACCUGAAAUGAUAGGACAUACCCUAAAGUCUUAUGAAGCCGAAGCAUCACAAUUGGUGAAGAUUGACCUGGAUACAAUGAAUAAGAGGACCAACCUUUCAGAUGAUGCUGUAUCUUCAUCAAAUCAGAACGAGCAAUCUUUGUGGGUGGAUGACUACAAGUGUUUGCUAUGUGGGAUUGAAAUGCCUUCUAGUUUUGUUGAGGAAAGGCAAGAACACUCCGAUUUUCAUCUUGCUGAGAGGCUGCAGAAGGAGGAAUCCGAUAGCAACCCUAGAAGUCUCACACCGAAGAAGAGGUUUAUUCAGAAAGACCACAUUACAAGCCAAAGCAAACGGAAGAAGAAGCACAAGUCAUCUCCUGCAGAUGGUAAACAUAUUCCAAUUGAUAUGUUCUUUGUAAAAAGUAAUGAAAACUCCAAGCAUUGUAUAUAAUUGCUGAAAUUUAUUAUUAAUAUAUAUUUUAUCUUUUAUUAAUCUUCGCCCCAUGUAUAAUAAUGUAAACGCUACUAAUAAAGCUAUAUUUGUUGAUAUGUUGAGUUUUCACUAGACA